AUGAAUACAACGAGAGUUGAUAAUACACAAAAUCCAGUACAAAAGAUUGAAUUAACUUCUAGAAGUAUUGAAAAUGCUCUAAUAUUGGAUAAUAAUUCGCCAAGACUGUUAGAUUUUAUGAAUAUAAAUUCCCAAAGUGGAUCUACAGCUAGUGGUUUUGCAGAUCAUGACUAUCCAACUAUCAGUGGAGUAUCACAAGUUAUCAACAAUAUGACACAAGUUAAAUGUGUUAAUAGCAUUCCUUUACCAACGGAAAUUGUUGACCAUUUUUCACGGGUCCAAUGCCAUUGCAUGAUGGGUCUCUUUUGUGAAAUCAGUAGAGCUUGGCUUACUGUGGAUAGUGAUAUUUAUGUAUGGACUUACGAACAAAAUACUGAUUUAGCAUACUUUGAUGGAAUAAGUGAGACCAUUGUUUGUGUUGGUCUAGUAAAGCCGAAAGUAGGGGUCUUCCAUGCUUUUAUAAAGUAUCUUCUUAUCUUGGCAACUUCAGUUGAUAUUGUGGUUUUGGGUGUAACUUUUACUGAGAAACCAGGUGAUACCACAGAGGAAAUUCAGUUGAUACCAGACCCAGUUUUUAGUUUACCAACUGAUGGUGCUACUGUUACUAUCAUCAGUAGUACUAAUGAUGGAAGAAUUUUUUAUGGCACAAAAGAGGGAAAGCUCUUUGAAAUAUACUAUCAAGCAGAAAGUGGUUGGUUUGGGCAAAGAUGUAAAAAGGUAAACUUGUCUACAAGUACCCUAUCUUUUCUAGUUCCUUCAUUUUUAAAUGCUGCCCUUAGUGAAGAAGAUGGAAUUUGUCAGAUUUCAAUAGACGAGAGUCGGCAUAUAUUGUACACCUUAACAGAAAAAGGAACUAUAGAAGUUUGUGAUUUGGGUGAAAAAGGAAAUACCUUUUCAAGGAUAGCAAAAUUGGGCCAAAAUACUCUAGUAAACCAAGCUAUGAAUACUGUAAAAACUUUAGAUAGUCAAAACUUUAGACCAAUAGUCAGUAUAUCAGCUAUUGAAGCCACAGAAUCUGCCAACUUGAAUCUAGUUGCUGUAUCCCAAACAGGAGUUCGAUUUUACCUAACAGUAGUUAGUCUCUCCAAUAUGCAACCAAACCAGAGACCAUAUACUCUAACUUUAGCUCAUGUACGUCUACCACCAGGAUAUUCGGCCAAUAUAACUGUAAGACCUAGAGCUGUACAUGUGUCGCAUUAUAGCGACAGAAAUUUGGUACUGAUUUCGACUGUUAAUGACAAAGAUGUGCUUUGGUGCAUGAGUUCAGAUAUGUUUCCCUUUGGUCAGACUUUGAUGGAGGCUUAUAGUGUUGUAAAUCUGGAUGGACCAGCAUUAGCUAUAUCAGAGGUACGGCAUCCAACUCCUUUACCAUUACCAUCAAACCAAGAAGCGCCACCUCUGGUUGUCAGACAACAUGCGGAACCACCUAAGAAAUAUGUGGUCCUAACAUCUCACAGUGUCCAGAUCUUUAUUAAACUGAGGCCAGUUGAUAUUCUCAAUCAGAUACUUAGAGAUAGUCAAGGUUUAGACACAGAAGCGCUUAAGACGUUUUUUACGAUUCAAAAAGAGGACCAAGCUUGCGCGACUUGUUUGAUUCUGGCUUCUUUAGAGAGUGAUGAGAACGUUGAAGUUGCAGAAUAUGCCACAAGGGCUUUCUUUUUGUAUGGUGGAGAACCUAAACUGGCGCCAGCCAAUUUAUAUGCCGGACCCAGCGUAUUUGCUCCUCAAAUAAUAUCAACACCUGCUCCACACCAAUACCAGUCUCAGCAGUUCCAAACCGCUCAACACUUUCAGCCUAAUAUGUCACAAACACUGCCAACAGUGCCAAAUACUACCGGAUAUGAAUUCACCGGUCCAUUUGUUUUUUCGGCGAAACAUAAUAGUUUAUAUUUGUAUUUAAGUAGAAUAUUGCGACCAGUUUGGAACUUGAGAACGGUUGAUAAACUUUCUGUUGAUGGAAAGGUUUCUACAACAUACAGUACCGUUUCCAGUGAUGACUGCAUAUUUAUUCUUAAUAAUCUAACUGCUCUCCAUAAUUUCCUAGCACGAAAUACACAACUAUCAACCGUUAGCAAGAACCAAAAUCAAUUCCAGAAUACUACACUUAAUAAUACAUCUUUAAAUAUGACGAGAAUGAACCAUACAGUGCAAGACGCCCAAAUGGAAGAAAAAGCAUCACUGAAUUCUUUCAAAAUUCUUGUUUCGCUUUGUUGUCAAAUAUUGGGUUUAUGGCGAAUCCUGUGUGAACAUCAAUUUCAUUCAUUGGUGGCGUCUCUUACGGAAAACGAACAGCAAAUCCUCGUCAAUACAACUUUUAAAGACUUGUUCCUUUACAGACAUGACAUUUGUUCGUCGUUGAUAUCAGCUCUGGUUCAAACCUAUCUCGGAGACAACGCCUCUGUCGACUCAAUCAGCAGCAAAUUGAGAGAAGUUUGUCCACAGUUGUAUAAAACCGAAGAUAUGGCAUAUUCAAAGGCAAUCGAAAUCCUAAAAUCUGCUCGAACAAUACAAAAUGUCGGAGAAAAAGAAGAAUUGCUUAAUUCAGCAUUACAAAUUUGUAAAUCUAUCGGACCGAAUUUGAACAUAGGUGAUGUGUGUAAAGAAUUCUGUAAUCUUAAAGGAUAUAAAGCCGUAACUGAAUUAUGUUGUCAUUAUGCCUCAAAAUUAGACCCAGAAAAUAUUGCGGAGAUAUAUUACAAUGCACCGGAUAGCACUGGAGACCAGGAAGGUUAUAAUUACUAUCAAAACAGAAUGGAAAUUUAUAGGCAUCUAUUGAAUAUGUUAAAUUCCAUGUAUCAGGAACUUAAUGUAACUCCAGUACCGUGCCUCAACUACGACCUCGAUUUUUCAGUAACUCAAUCAAUUUUGACAGACACCCCAGCACAGUCACAAAUUGGUUAUAUGAUGAAACAAGUGAUCACCGAUAUUUUGGAAACUCCCGAUCAAAUAAUGCAUAUAACCUUAUACGAUUGGCUAAUAUCUAAAAAUAUGACUGGAGAUUUACUAACAAUUAACAACGAUUCCUUGGAGACAUAUCUUAAAAGAACAGCAGCUCAAAAUCCAAAUGAUACUGUUGCUUUGGACCUUCUAUGGAAAUUCUAUGAACAUCGCAAUGACCAUGCUGCUGCAGCUAAAGUUCUUAAUAGCCUGGCAUCAAGAAGUGGUAUUAACAUUCCUCUAAAAGAAAGAUUGGCCUACUUAGCCCGAUCCAUAAUGUGUAUGAGAAGCGACAAAAUAGGAUAUGCGCCAUAUUUAGGUGUCUUCCUGAGAGAUUUGGAGGAUAAAUUAGAAGUGGCCAAGGUACAAGAACAAAUUCUAGAAGCCGUUAUGAACCAACAAAAUCAAAUCGAAAAUUAUGGAGACAUUGUUGCAGCUCUGAAUUCUGGACUUUUUGAAAUAUCACAGCUGUACGAAAAUUUCGCUGAGCCUUUCAAACUUCUCGAAUGUCAGCUGGCCAUUAUUGAUUGUGCCGGAUAUACCGAUCCAGCGUUAAUAGAAACUAUAUGGCAACAAAUAUUGACCGACGAGCUAAAGAAGACUACCGGAACUGGAACAGACAAAGUAUGUCAAUUAUUAAACAAAGUCAAACAUUUAGCCAAAAAUUAUGCUAAAUCAAUGAACUGUUUUCCUUUAGAUUAUAUUAUCUAUGAGUUAGAAAUAGUGAAUGCAAAGUUAAGAGGCGAUAGACAACUAGUACCUACAGCUCUUGAGAGUAUGAAUAUUCCGUUUGAUAGUCUCAUCACUGUUUAUAAUAAUUUAAAUACCAUAUCUGGAAACGACCAUUUCUGGCAAUUGGAAGAAAAUGAAUUUCAUCUUUCUGAAGCUACAGCUACUCUAAUCAGCUGUUUCAUUAGUAACCAAGAUUCGUACAGCAGUAUAGAAAAGAGAAAAUACACAUCCCUAUCUCAAGACACCGUUGUUGCAUUGCUGUCCAAUUUAUACAGCAAACCUAAUACAGAAGCGAUAGUUAAUAAGUUACGAAAUAUUCAGGCCAGGGAUAUUAAAAAUCAGACCAUGGCGAACGUCACUAUCCAACAGAAUGGCGAGGAAUCUUGGUGCAGGUCAGGAUACACAAAGGAUUGUCAAGCAAAAGAUGAUGGUGAUGAUUGUUUUUUUGUCUUUUAUUUAUAUGAAUUAUGAUGGAUUUAGUUCCUAUUGGAUAUCUUAA
This is a messenger RNA of Diabrotica balteata, 4168 nucleotides long. The record is from the annotation of a GenBank genome assembly. NCBI's taxonomy places the organism in Eukaryota, Metazoa, Arthropoda, Insecta, Coleoptera, Chrysomelidae.